AUGUCUCUCACUAAUUUUGGUAUUGUUAUUCAAGAAGGUGAGACAGAAUUUGAAUAUAUAUAUGUUGAAGAAAGAGUUAGAAAGAAUAUCUUAGUAGCUCCAUCAAAAAAUAAUUUUACUCAAAAAUCAAUAGAUAGAGUAGAAUUAUCUGAAUUCAUUCUUAUUCUUACAAACGAACUCAAUUUGAAUUUAGAUUUAAUUCAAUUUGUUAAGAAUAAACAAAUCGAAUCAACUCAAUGUAAUAAAGAGUUAAUUCAACAAAUUGAAAUUAUAGAACAGAAUGAAAGCUCUAAUAAAUUUAGAAUCAUC
Racocetra persica is the source of this 309-nucleotide messenger RNA. The record is from the annotation of a GenBank genome assembly. Lineage: Eukaryota; Fungi; Glomeromycota; Glomeromycetes; Diversisporales; Gigasporaceae.